Messenger RNA from Mangifera indica (mango), 961 nucleotides. Its product is annotated as protein CRABS CLAW. The transcript has 7 exons. Gene Ontology annotation, biological process: floral meristem determinacy; leaf development; multicellular organism development. Gene Ontology annotation, cellular component: nucleus. The record is from RefSeq and is a predicted model, not a curated record. NCBI's taxonomy places the organism in Eukaryota, Viridiplantae, Streptophyta, Magnoliopsida, Sapindales, Anacardiaceae. The coding region runs from base 192 to 731 and encodes 179 amino acids.
AUGCAGUGCAUGUACAAUUUGACUAGUAUAGUAACCCUAGAAAUAUCUUUUUCAACGCUAGCUUUAGCCAUUUCACGCCACUAUUUACUCACCUCUUCUUUUCUCUUCACCAGCUAUCACAAACCCUAACUUUUUCUUCUUUCCUCUCAAAAACCCUACCAUAUAUCUCUUCUUCGUCUUCUUCUUUCAAAAUGAGCUUAGAGGAAAACAUCUCCAUGGACUUGCAAGUUCAACCCUCUGAGCAUCUCUGCUACGUUCGCUGCAAUUUCUGCAACACUGUUCUUGCGGUUGGGAUUCCAUGCAAACGAUUGCUUGACACAGUGACAGUGAAAUGUGGCCAUUGCAGUAACCUCUCCUUUCUCAGCACGAGACCUCCACAGCAAGCUCCCUGUCACCAAAUGAGUCUCACUUUUCAGGAGAAGCAGAGCUUUUGCCAAGAUUUAAAACUGGGAAAUUCAUCUUCAUCCUCUUCAUCAACUUCCAGUGAGCCACUGUCCCCAAAAGCACCAUUUGUUGUAAAACCACCUGAGAAGAAACACAGGCUUCCAUCAGCCUACAACAGGUUCAUGAAGGAGGAGAUACAGCGUAUUAAAGCGGCCAAUCCUGAGAUACCACAUCGAGAAGCUUUUAGCACUGCAGCCAAAAAUUGGGCUAGGUACAUUCCUAAUUCGCUAACCGGGUCUACGUCUGGAAGCAAUAACAAUGGUUUGGGUGUUGCAGGAAUGAAGUAACAUAUGUUUAACCAACAAUGCUGAGACACUACUGAAAUUGAAAGGGAAACUAAACUUGAAAAACCAGUUUGUUGAUAUGAUUAUUCGCGUCUCAAACUUAAUUUUCUUAUUAUCAAGCACUUUAUUUCUUGUUAUUUCGAUAACUACUGCAUGAGAACUAGUUUGGAAGUGAAGUGUUUAAUGUUUGACAUUAUUAAAUUCAUGAGUAUGCUAGUUCCUAAGUUCAUUAA